Molecule: messenger RNA, 4603 nt
Organism: Quercus robur (English oak)
Lineage: Eukaryota; Viridiplantae; Streptophyta; Magnoliopsida; Fagales; Fagaceae
Exons: 4
Coding region: 291-4163 (1290 amino acids)
Source: RefSeq, a predicted model, not a curated record
CUGAUUUCCAUUUCAAUUCCUACCUUUCUUUCUUUCAACUUCUCUCUCUAUCUCUCUCUCUCUCUCUCUGUCUUCUCCAAUCUUCUUCCGUAAUCACCCAUCACCCACUUCUCUUCUAAUCUAUAUGUCUCUUUGUGAAAGUCUUUUCCUUUCCUUUUUUUGAUUUCAACAUGUAGACUCUUUUAGUUUGUUUUUUUUUGUUUUUUCAUCUUUCAAGUUUCAACGUUGUCUUAGUGCUUUGUUUUUCUUUCAAUUCUUCAUCGUCUUAGGUAAAGAGUUUACACAAAAGCAUGGCGUUUUCUAUUGAGGGCUUCUCGAUCCGAGAGUACACUGCGAAGAUGAGGACCGUUGACGUGGUCAAGUGCUGGCCUUUCGCCAAAAGCUCAGAGAUUAACGUUGGUGAUGGUGGUGACGAAGAUAAAGAUAAAAGCAAAGAAGAUAUCAAGGCCUCGCUUCCUCCUAUCACUGUCGCCAAGUUUCGCUGGUGGUCCCAUGAGCUUCAAAGUGUUAAAUCCAAUCACCAGUUAGCGAGGAUUCAAGGAGAACAAGAUGGAUUUCCAACGAAAGAGAGUGAAUUUGGUGAGGAAAGCUCGGAGAAAGCAGUGUCAGAAGUGGCUGAGGAGAAAUUGGAGAUGGUUUGCCCGGUUUGCCGUGUGUUUACUGCGGCAACUGUGAAUGCUGUGAAUGCCCAUAUAGAUAGUUGCCUUGCACAGGCUUCGAAAGAAGAGCGUCGCCAAAUGAGGAAGGCUAAAGCUCCUAAGAAGAGGUCCAUUGCUGAGAUUUUUGCUGUAGCGCCUCAGAUCGAAGCAGUGGAUGUUGAUGAUGAUGAUGAUGAAGAAGAUAGUAGUGGUGGAGAGGUCAAGGUAGGUAGUUUUCAGUUUUCAGCUGGGGAUUAUGUUGUUUCAACGUUUAAGGGAAAGAAGAAAAUGAUGAAGAAGAAGAAGAAGAACAAGAAGAAGAAGAAUAGGAAGAUAAAGAAAAGGGUUUUGGAAGAGAAUGGUGUGGCAAUUGAGAGCAGGUUGAAGAAGAACAAGAGAAAGUUGACGAAGAAGAAAAAUAAGAAGGCUUUGAAAGAUGGGUCAAUUGCAACCAAGGAGAAUCUACUCGAGCUCAAACUCCAUCCUCCAGUCGAGUCAACUGGAAAACUGAAAGGUUCAUUGUGUAAUAAGAGGUUUCGAGAGGGCAUUUUGGAUGCUUCUGCUGCCAUCCAAGGAAAGAAACCAAGUCUGAAAUGCUUAUCUACACAAAAGAAGCUGAAAGUUGUUCAGACAUCCAAAUUGAUUGCAAAGCAGCAUAAGCCAGUGAUUCCUGUUCGCAGCAUUCUCAAAAGCCAUAAAAAGGUUGUUUCAGAGCUUAAUCCUGAAAUUUACAACUUGCAUUGUGGUAGUCUAGUGAAUCAUUCUGCUAUCCAACGGUCUGAUAGGCAUGUUAGGUUCUCAGACAAGGAUGACAUACUUGGUCCAAGGAAGAAGAAUCUUUCAGAUGCCUCUGAGCACAGCAUUGGCAACCUAUUUUCAGAUUCUUUUUCUGCUUCACCAGGGAAGGACCAGUCCACUGAAUGUGAUAAAGAAGUAGCCACUAUGGAGAUAGAUGGAACUGAUGAUGAUGAUGUUUUCAUUAGUACAGAUAACAGAACUGAGCCUCAACCUAUAGCAGGGAAGAAACAGUUGCUCAAUACUCAUGAUCAUGAUGAUAACGCAUGUUUUUUGAGGCCAGAUAUUACUUGUCAAGACAAAAUAAAUCAUUUUCCAGAGAAAUCAGUGACUCUGAGUCAAAUUGCAAUUCAUGAAGAUAAUAUGCACAUGUUUGAUCAAGGUCAUUCGACUGUGUCACAUAAACCUGCAUAUGCUGGCAAUCCUAGACUCAUUUCUGCACUGGAAGAAAGGCAUAAUCCUCAUGUAAAUGCUCAAGUAGGUGGUAAUGUUAUCAGAGCUUUCAAUGAUAGUGGAAAAUCGAUUGAUCAUUUUGCAGAUUCUAUCCAUGGAGCUGCUGCAAUGAAUUCUUUGGAAAAUACACGGGCUUCUUCACAGCCUUCAUCAUCUUGCUUUGUUUUAGAUGAAAAUGCAAACAGGACACUUCCAUUUGUGUCACAAUCUGCUACAGAGAAUUAUAAUGGAUGUACUCUCAAUUACAGACCAUUUUGUCAUGUGUCUCCAACAGAGUUGAUGAGUAGCAUCUAUCCAUUUCCAGAGUGGAAGCAUAGAGCAGUUUCGUAUAAAGAAAAGUCCAUGGAUGAAGGAUUUUUUGGCUUGCCUCUCAAUUCACAAGGUGAGUUAAUACAGUUUAGCUCAAGUGGGAGAGGUGGCUUGGACCAGCUGAGGCUACCCAGUACAAUAACUGGUUCUUCCAGUUGCUUACCUGUGCACAAUCUUGUCCUGCCACAAAGUUCUGGGGAUUAUUUUAGUGUGAAGAAGAGGCAUUUUGUUGAGAGAGAACAUCCAAAAGAUUCAUUAAACUUGUUUCCUUCGCAGAAUUAUGUUACAGAGAUCCCUAAAGGACAUUUACCAGCUAGGUUAGGUGUCACUGAAUUAGAAGGUGCCGGAAGAUCAGAUGUUCGCUGGCUUAAUUCUGAGAGGGGGAACAACCACUCUGUCCACCUGCUUGAUUCAAACCUGAACCUGUCUGAUGUUUCUUUCAAAGGAUGCUGGCAAUAUAAUCAGGUGCAGAACCAAAAUGCUAAUGGGAUUAUUCAUCAUAAGGAAAAUUCAGAUAAAAUCUUGCGAAAUUCUACCCAACCAACAAUGCGGCUGAUGGGAAAAGAUGUAGCAGUUGGUAGAAGUAGUAAAGAGAUUCAAGGAUUUGAGGAUGGGAAGGUGUGGACUGAUAAGGAAAUCAUCACAGAAGAUUGUCGUGCACAUGCUUCCCUGGAAAAAUCAUUUAUGGAGAGAAAUUUUCUGCAGGACUGGAUGUUACACCCUGCAUCAGGAAAAUCGAAGGACGCUCAGUCAUUAGAAAUUCAAUGCAAUCACGCUUCACAGAGCAAUUUACUGAUGAAAGCUCCAGAACCUAGUUUUUCUAACCCAUUCCUCAAUUGGCAAUCUAAUGUGGUUCAUCGAAAUGGCAGCCUUACCAUCAAUGAAAACCGUAGUAAUGAAGUACAUUCCUUUGUUCAUUCACCUGCUUCAUCAGCAAUGUUUAGUGGUGCACCCGGCUUCCAGGAGCCCUUUAUGUCUGAAGCUGAAACUCUAAGAGUCAAUUCUCAGUUACCACUAAUAUCUACCCAUCACAUUAACUGUCAGCAUAUGCCUUGGAGUCCUGUUGAACUCAAUCACAAACAGAGUCUACCUCAUGCUACAAAAUCAGCCUUCAACUUUCCUUUCUUGCACCCAGAUUGUAGAGAAAAUGUCCAACCCUCUUGGUUUCAGGGAUCCUCAACGAGCCUGCCCCCAUGGUUAUUGCAUGCGCAACAGGAUAAACCACUAAUUACCUCCCCUCAACCUUUUUCUGAUGUGGGUGGUAAAUACUUUCCCCAGCUUACGUCUGGAACUAAUUUUUUUCCUACCCCACCUGUGCAUCAUUUACCAGAAGUUUCUUAUCAUUACAAUCCCAUAAACUCUUACUCACACAUGAGGAAUUCACUUGGUACAGCAUCUAUGUUUCACCCUCCACUUGUUUCUGGAGUUAAUUCAACUUCUUCUGUCAACAUGGGCUACAGGAACAGAAUCAAGUUCAAAGAUACAGUGAAGUCGAAAGCUUUUUCUAUCAAAGACCCUCUUCCUUGCAAGAAAACCAAGAGGCCGGCAGCUAAAGUAGAUCAUUCAACAAAGCCCACCAGGGUACCUAAUUUAGAAAUGCCAAAAGAUUUAAGUUCUGUGACAGGGUUGACAAGAGAAAACUUUAGUGGGGACAUUCAAGGUAAUGCAGGAGUAGUUGAACUCAACCGAAGCAAGGAUAAAGCAAUCAGGGUAUCAUUUUGCCCACAUGAGAAUGAAAAUGACGGGCUUGGAACUUCAUCUGGCACUGAUCCUUCCAAAGUGGAUAAUGCCGCAAGAUUAGGUCCUGUUAAACUAAGUGCUGGAGCAAAACACAUCCUGAAGCCUAGUCAAGCUAUGGAUCAAGAUAACUCUAGGCUAAUCCAUUCAACUAUCCCUUUUGCUAUGCCAACAGAUUGUGGUAGUGUGCCAGAGUCUCAGAAGAAAUUAACAAAAAUUUACAAGUUCUAGAAGAUUGCCUCCGAGUCAAAGAUACAAGGUUGCUAGAUCUUCAUGUUUGACUACUUUUGGGUUGCUAAAUUCAAAGGACAUAUAGUAUUUUCAGGUUCAGGCAUUUGCAUGUGCAGCACUAGCUCCAAUGGGGGGUUGAAUGAUGUAACCAUGGUUUGGAAUCCACUUACAAAAGAUCAGCUGCUAGAUUAUGCUUUUGAUAUAUGCUUUUUAAUCGGUUGUUCUCCAGGUGUCAUCUAUAUCGUGGUUUUGAUACUUCUCUAAUGAAUUAUUAUGUAAUCUGGAGGACUUAUUUUAUUUUAUUUUAUAAAAUUGUCAUUCUGUUGCUGAAAAUGUUGGUGUGAUAAUUAUUUCUUGAACGUUGAAUUUGUGGGAUGUUAAUUUUGUGAAAGUUCUUAUACAGUUUUCAGUAAUUAGUAAGAUGGGUUUUUUUUCCUCAA